Messenger RNA from Cuscuta epithymum, 2170 nucleotides. NCBI's taxonomy places the organism in Eukaryota, Viridiplantae, Streptophyta, Magnoliopsida, Solanales, Convolvulaceae. The record is from the annotation of a GenBank genome assembly.
GUGGAAUUGAUCUGGAAAAUAUGAUGAAGGAAUGCCGGCAGGUUCUGGCAAAGCUGAUGAAGCAUAAAAGUUCUUGGAUUUUCAACACGCCUGUAGAUGCGGCUGCCUUAGGUCUUCAUGAUUAUCACCAGAUUGUCAAGAACCCCAUGGAUUUGGGUACGGUGAAGUCAAACCUGGCCAAAGAUUUUUAUCGGAGUCCAUCCCAAUUUGCCGCUGACGUGAGGCUGACAUUCAAUAAUGCGCUGUUAUACAACCCGAAAACGGAUCAAGUCCAUGGAUGGGCGGAUCAGCUUCUUUCAAGAUUUGAAGAACUUUUCAGGCCUAUUCAAGAAAAGCUCAAUAGAAUCGAGUGUGAGCGAAGGGAUUUCAUUUCUGCUGCCGAUGAAUUACAGGGGAGCUCAUGGAACCAAGACAUCCCAAGCCCAGAGAGAGGAGCUAAGAUGCCCAAGGCUAUGACUAGUCCUAUCCGCCAAGUUUUCAAGAAACAAGAAAGGUUUUCGAACCACUCCAGUGCCUCUACGCCUUCCGCCCCACCACCACCACCUCCCAACCCACCUCCACGUCAACAAUCCCCCAUUCGAACUCCAUCUCCAGUGAGAGCCCCGCCUGUGAUGCCAACAACCAGAGGAACGAUGCCCAAACAACCAAAGCCAAAGGCUAAGGAUCCGAACAAGAGGGAGAUGCAAAUGGAGGAGAAGCACAAACUUGGAAUGGAAUUGCAGAAUUUGCCGGAGGAGAAGAUGCCCCAGCUAGUGCAGAUUAUAAGGAAGAGGAACGAGCAUCUGGCCCAAGAUGGUGAUGAGAUUGAGCUGGACAUUGAGGCUUUAGAUACAGAGACCCUCUGGGAGCUUGAUAGAUUCGUGACCAAUUGGAAGAAAUUGGUUAGCAAAACCAAGAGACAAGCUUUAUUGGGUAAUUUGUCUGGACAGACCCCUUCAGUUAGUGGUGCGGUCACAUCCAACAUAGAUGGCGAUGGUGAUGGGUGUGGUUUAAGCGAGAAAAUUGAUUCACCAAGGAAGCCUAAAAAGGGGGAAGCUGGUGAUGAGGAUGUUGACAUUGAUGAUGAUGAUGAGGACAACACGCCUGCCGCCAGCUUUCCUCUGAUUGAGAUUGAAAAGGAUGAAGGCGGCGGCGGUGGUAGAGAGCCUGAUAAUGGCAGUAGUAGCUCUAGCAGUUCCGGUAGCUCAAGCAGUGAUUCCUCUUCUUCCAGUGGUUCUGAUUCCGGGAGCUCUGGGAGUGACUCAGAUGCAGAUGACGCACAAUCUUGACUCUAGUUGGCAUAGUGUGUAUGCUGAGAGAAUUAUCCAUCUGCCUGAGCUGUGGCGCUCACCUUUUGUGGGACUGUUAUCCAAUGUGUAAUCUAAUCUUUGUAAUGAUGAGGUGUAGAUUGUGCCCAGCUCGGGGGAAGGAAAGAAGAUUUAAACCCAAGUCUUGUGCAAUGGCAUUGAUGAUUAGGGAUUAGCUUCAUUUUAUUGUUUUAUUUUUGUAGUCAGGUUCUUCUUAGUGAUAAUAAUAUUAGGAAAUGAAAUAUAUGUUAGAUGGUUGAGAUAAACCUUUUUCCCACCCUUCCUCAUGUGUAUAGUUGUAAUACAUGUGUAUUUUCUGCAAUUCACAUUCUUUUCUGGUUGUUGCCUAUCUGUUGAGUUAUUUUUAAUUGGGGGUUGUUUGAUGAUUUGGCUAACUUGCGAAGUGCAUAGUGGCUGCGUUUUUUCUCUAGCACGUUUUUAAAGUGGUAUUGGUACGAUAGAAGAUUGUGGGCAUAUGUGUUGCUGGAGAAGUGGGGAGACUCGAAGUGCAUAGUGGCUGCAUAUGUAUUGGUACGUGAGACUCGAAGCCUUUAGAGGUUGACACAAUCACACGCAUUAUUCCUGUUCAAGGUUUCACACAUAUGUGCUCCCUCUGUUUUGGUUUGAAGUUUUUAUAUACGGUGUAUUGUUACUUGAUGGCUAGAUGCCCAAUCUAAAGGAGUCAGAAGCUUUUAAUUAUCCAAAAUCUCCUUGCGUGCAACACUGCAACCACAAUAUAACACAAUAUAACAUAGCUGGUAGGGAUAACAUAGCUGGUAGGGAGAUGGUGCCGCAAGACAUGGGCUGGAAUCCUAUCUCUCUCAUUUAACUGUCCAAUACUCCAAUCAGUUAUUAAUGUAAUGGUCUAAAAAGUUGAUACUUUA